Molecule: messenger RNA, 2019 nt
Organism: Annulohypoxylon truncatum
Lineage: Eukaryota; Fungi; Ascomycota; Sordariomycetes; Xylariales; Hypoxylaceae
Product: cytochrome P450
Exons: 3
Coding region: 182-1864 (560 amino acids)
Molecular function (GO): oxidoreductase activity, acting on paired donors, with incorporation or reduction of molecular oxygen; monooxygenase activity; iron ion binding
Source: RefSeq, a predicted model, not a curated record
AAUAGAUUGUACAUAAAUAGGAACAGAGUCAAUAUCUACCUGGUAGGGUUCGAUCUGGACGAUAUAAUAACAGAUAUGAUAUAAUUCUCAUUCAUAUAUAUUAAUAUUUGGACUUUCCCUUCGAGAAAGCCAGUAUCUGAUCUAGGGGGUACUCUACUCACACUCCACACUCACCCCUAUCAUGGCCCCUAUCAUGGCUUCACUUACCAUCUCCGACUUCUAUACAUCAGCUAUAGUUACUUUACUAACAGCGUUAUUCUUCCAAUAUGUGGUAUAUCCGACCAUAAUAUCACCUCUCUCAAAAAUCCCAACCGCUCACUGGUCCUGCUCUAUCUCACCAGCGUGGAUUCUAUGGGCUCGCUUCAAGAGCCGUGAAAACCGAACUCUCCACGCCGCCCACAAACAGCACGGGCCCGUCGUGCGAGUCGGUCCCAACGAGCUCAGCGUUAACAGCAUCGAGGAUGUGAAGACCAUCUACCAGGGCGGUUUCGACAAGCACCAGUGGUACUCAGUCUUCAACAACUACGGUGUCCCCUGCACAUUCUCCUCCCUCCCCUCCAAAACCCACUCCCUGCGCAAACGCAUGGUCUCGCACGUGUACUCCAAAUCCCACAUCCACACCUCUUCAGCCCUACGCUCGCAAGCCCGCGCCAUCCUAAACACACGCUUGCUCCCGCUCCUCCGCUCCUCAACCCGCGCUUCCCAAACCCCGCACGGCGUAGACGUGCACUCGCUCUUCUGCGCCGCGGCCAUGGACUUCGUGUCCGCGUACUGCUUCGGGCUCGCGCGCAGCGCGGACUUCGUGCGGCGGCGCCCCGAGCGCGAGCACUGGCUCGCUCUGUACGCCGUGCGCAAGGGCCACGGCUUCUUCGCGCAGGAACUGCCUAAGCUCUCGCGCGCCCUCGCUAGCCUCGGCCUCGACCCCACGCCGUCUUGGGUCCGCGCCGCGAACCGCGAGCUCGAGGCCUGGUGCAAGGAGCGCAGCGACGCCGCGAUCCGGGUCGUGGACCGCGAAAAGCAAGGCGCGGGCGAUGAAAGCGCGGUGGUGUUGGACACGGAAGACGAUCCUGUCGUCGUGCGCGCGCUCCUCGCGGGCAUCGAGAAGGAAGCUGAGACCCAUGGCGCGGAGUCCCUGCUCUACGGUACGACGAUCCGGCAGCGCGAACUCAGCGUCGCGUCCGAGAUCUUCGACCACGUGCUCGCCGGGCAGGAGACCACGGGCGUCGCGCUGACGUACCUCUCGUACCACCUUUCGCAGUCGCUCGACCUGCAGCGCGAGUUGCGGCGGGAACUGCUGACGCUGAAGCCUAGCAUGCGGUACAUGGAUGGAGAUGGAUAUGGGGACACGGGUGUUAGGAUCGAAAUGCCGGACUCGAGACAGCUGGACAGCUUGCCCGUACUGCACGCUAUGAUCACGGAGACGGUCCGGCGAUACGCGCCAGCAGGCGGGCCGGAGCCGCGUGUGACGCCGUACUCCUCGUCCUGUCGUAUAGGACCCUACGAAGUCCCCGGCGGCGUACGAGUCUCCGCCUCGGUGUAUAACGUACACCGCAACGAAACCGUAUUCCCGGACCCCGAAAAAUGGGAUCACACACGAUGGCUGCGCCACCAAGAUGCUGACUCUAGCGGGGACGAGGGGAAGAGCGAUUUAAACCGACAUUUCUGGGGCUUCUCAAGCGGUGGACGAAUGUGUCUGGGGUCGAACUUUGCCAUGCAUGACAUGAAACUUAUAAUUGCGGCCAUAUACUCUAAUUACACCACUCACAUCGUCGACGACGAGGGCAUAGAACCUACCGACGCGUAUACGGGGCACCCGAAGAGUAACUCACUGUAUCUCCGCUUCGAGAGGGUUGUGGAGGACUAACGAACGCAUUUACCAUUUGAUUGUAUAUAGUGAUGUGAUUUGACCGGAGCAUUAUAGUUAUAAGCAUUACUUAUGCAGUAGGUAGCCAUGUUAUAUAUCUAAUGAGAAAAGUAUAUGUUGUUACGAAAUAUUUUUGGGGUUGUUCGGAGCACAUU